This is a messenger RNA of Loxodonta africana (African savanna elephant), 16729 nucleotides long. RefSeq lists its product as uncharacterized. Lineage: Eukaryota; Metazoa; Chordata; Mammalia; Proboscidea; Elephantidae. Bases 1 to 1506 code for a protein of 501 amino acids. The record is from RefSeq and is a predicted model, not a curated record. The transcript has 5 exons.
AUGCGCGGCGUGGGCUCAGGCUGGCUCGGGCUCCGUCUCUCGCUCCGGUCUACUUCGCUUUUUCCUCCCCUCGCGGAGCAGGGCUGGGCUCAGGCCAUCGCGCCCACGGACACAGUCCCUCAAUGCCUCAGUUGCCCUGGGGUGCUACCGCCCCCCCCCCCGCCCCGCCAAAAGAAGGUUCAGGCCGGCGAGGCCAGGCAGCGCCAACAGCUCAACUGGGACCCUCUGUCCUGUGCCUGGGAAACUGGAGAGGGGGACGAGGCUAGAAGGAAACUUUGGGAUCUCGCAGGAAACAAUAGUUGGCUAAAAAGCCGGGUCCCCCAGCCCUCCCCUGGCAGUCUGCUCAGCGCCCUAACGGGGGCACGCGUGUACGGCGUCUCCAGCACGGUCCUCACAAUAAUAGCUGCGAGGAGGGGGAAGGAGUCGAAGCAGACAGACCAACAGAUAGGAGAGACCUGGGCUGUGUUACUCUGUUCUAACAAUCUGUCCCGCGGCGCCGGCUCUUGCGGGGGGUGCACCGAACAGGGCACCUUGGCAGUGUGUGGCGAGCCUGGUCUGUCCCCCCUCCUCGCGAGGUGUAUUAAGGGAGCGGCCCGCGCUUCCUCCGCGUCCCUCAGACAAUCGCAGAUCUCCCCCGCCCCCCCCCCGGCCGCCGCCACCUCCUUGUUUACCCCGUGCCGGGGCUCCGGCGUGGCCACCAGUCACGAAAGCCGCGGCGGCGUCCUCGUGGACCCUCUCCCGAGGCGUCCGCGCUGCAAGCCCGCCUGCCCCCCAGAGGGGCUCCGGCGCCCCAGCGCCCCAGCCAAAGUCAACUUCGUGUGCGUAAUCAGCCCUCAGACCCCCUCCUGCAGCCGGCUCCCCGCGGGAGUAUUUUUAGCUCUCUCGCCUCUUUUCGCAGCCGCUGUUUGGCUCUGCAUGACGAGAUGCCAACGGCCCCCAGAUUUCCCCGAGCGCGUAGGGCGCUGCGCUUUGCCCGACUCGGCUGGGCGACCCGGCUCCAGGCCCUCGCCACCUCUCCAACAGCUCACGCAGACGGGGGGGCUCUCCAGCAAACUCCUUGCUACCGUCGCGGUGCCUUCCAUUACCCCCCCCAUCCCCUGCAAACAGGAGCAACCCACCGAUUUCUUCUCCCCACUUGCUGCCUCCCUCCCGGGUCUGGGUCUCCAGGAUGGGAAACGCGGGCCCUACAUCUGUCUGUCUGAUUGGGGGCGCUUUUCGCGCUGGCGGCACUCGCCGUUGUUUUCUGCUCCUUGCACACAAUGCCCGCGCGUCACGGCGGCCCGCGUGUGCACAGCAAUAACGCGAGUCAGGGAGCGGGUCGUGCGUGUGCCGGGCUCGGGCACUGCGGGUCGCUCCGCGCGCGCGGGGCUUGUUUUGCUCCAGAGCCCCGCUUUUCGAAACGCUUACAUCAUUCAGUGGCUGGGGGAGGGAGAGGGAUCUGGGCGUUCCGAUAGGAUUCCAGCAUUGCUGAGGUUCCUGGUUUGGGAAAGGAAGCAGGGACUGUAGAUAUUUAACUGUCAUUAUCAGAGACGGCGCCUCAGGUUUUGGUUGCCGUGCAAGUUUUUUAGGUCACUACUGCAAAGGGCAUUGCUGUCCGGCUCAGGUGCACAACCUCUCCGCCUUCAUUUCAGCCAGUUCCCCUGUAAUCACUUGAUCUCAGUUUCUCCGCCUCCUCCUCCUCCCCCUCCCAGCUAGAGACACAUGGUUUCCACAUGGAGACAAACUUCUUUCCUCUGACUGGACUUGACCCAGCUGCGUCGUUCAGCCAAUCGGCAGCUUCAGCCUCCUGUGACGUCACGCGUCGCUGAGGCCGAAUGCUCGGGGGUGGGGCCAGCAGGCGAGCGAGGAAAGCUCUGGGAGCUGUAGUGCAGCCAGCUGGUCCCGGUCUCUUCUUCUUUUUUUUUUUUUUUGAAUAAUUUUUAUUGUGCUUGAAGUGAAAGUUUACGAAUCAAGUCAGUCUGUCACAUACAUAUAAGCUUAUAUACACCUUACUACAUACUCUCAUUUACUCUGCCCCUAAUAAUGAGUCAGCCCGCUCCCUUCUCCGGUCUCUUCUUAAAGGGACGCUUUUCUCCAAGACGGGUGACGGUCCUCGAGUCUCCAUUUCGGGCUCUGUGAGAUCUUCCGGAGAUGCACCGAUAGACCCUAGUCACGGGUUCACACGUUCCGUUUUUACCGUUGUUUGCAAAGUACUUACUUGGCAGGAGCUUGCCUUAUUUUCCAUUGUAUCCAGAACUGCUUUUCAUUGCCUCGUUGAGGUUUCCGUACUAGGAGUGCUUACCAAGUUUGGCCACAACGCUGAAUUAUUUCCGGUAAACAGGGUGAGUUUUCUUGGGGGAGGGGGCUCAAAUUAAGUCACCCAGUAUUGACUGCCUGCUGUGUGCGAGGCGAGGGAUUUCCGUAGGAAAAGAAGGAACGUUUCCAGCUUGGGAGAUUCUGCAGGUACAGUCCCCCGAAGUCUCAACAGAUGUGAAUCUAAGAAUCUCAAAUUGAAGGCCUCCAGAAAUAUUAAUCACGGAGACUGUGAUCUUGUUGUCACAAAUUGAGAAAUUAUGUGUAAAUACCCAUCAUCACCUGUACCCAUUUGGAGUUCAAUGGUGAGGGUGGCACUUUAGGACUGACUCAUAAUUAGAAAAAGCUUUAGUCCCUGUUUUGGAAAAAGUUCAAGCUGAAAGAGAAAAAGAAAGAUUCACAAAGGAAUGCUGACAUGCAUAAAAGCAUGUUGGCAGGCCAGUGGAAGCUAUAAUAGGAGGCCAGGUCUGGAGGAGAGAAAUGGCCUUCCCAGUGUUUGGGGAGAGUGGCUGUGGAGACAACAUACGGUAGAGGCGUUAGAUGAGAGUAAAUAGCCCAGGGUUGCUCUACAGAGUGGAUUACCUGGGUUUGAAGGUGGGGUGUUUUGCUAGAAGUGUGGACUGGCCAAGAGGCAGUCUCUUUCUCCUAGAGAAGGAAGCCUGAUGCAUGGUGUCAUUUGGCCCCACCCUGCCUCCCUGACUUAUUCUCCUUUGCCCGCGGUGAAACCUCUGCUCCUGUCCAGCGAGUCCAUGGGCAAGCAGACCUCAUGGUCACACCUCUGUGCUUGACUUGGACUCUUCAGUCAGCCUGGAAUGCUCUCAUCUGCUACUUGCUUGGGGUUAUCUGCAUCCUACUCAUCCUUCAAGACCUAGGUCAAUUCUCACCUCCUCCAGGAAGCUUCCCCGGGCUAUUUCAGUCCACUGGGACUACUCCUUAAGUCUGAGUAGUUGAAAGAAUGAAAGCUUUGGAGUCACACAGAGCAGGGCCCAAAUUCCCACUCCACUGUUUACUGGCUGUGUGACCUUGGGCACAAGUUAUCUAACUCCUAGGUUUCAUUUCUUUCUUUUUUUUUUGGAAAAAAAAAAAAAUAGCAUCAGCCUCACAUCAUUGCUGAAAAACCAAAUGAAGCACUGCAUUUAAACAUUUAAAGAACCUAGAAUAUAGUAGUCAGUGACCAAGAAAUACUAAUUUCUCUGGACUUUGAUAACCGGAACCAUGCAAUUCUCUACUUGCUCCCUAUGCGUUAGCUUUAUCCUCACAGAGAGAUUAUAAGCACCUUAAGAGGGAGGAUCAGCUACGGUAUUUUAGUAUAUGUCACCACUGCAUUUAAAAAACCAAACCAAACCAAACCUGUUGCCUUCGAGUCGAUUCUGACUCAUAGCGAUCCUAUAGGACAGAGUAGAACUGCCCCAUAGGGUUUCCAAGGAGCAGCUGGUGCAUUUGAACUGCCAACCUUUGGGUUAGCAGCCAAAGGCCUAACCACAGUGCCACUAGUGCAAAUAGUAGACAUUUAAUAUUAAUUGCUUGUUUGGUUGGAUUUAUCAUUUACUGGCUAUGGUAUGGCAAUCAGGUUUAGAGGCCAGGGGAUUCAUGACAGACUUUCUGCAGACUUGGAGAGGAGUUGGAAAUAUCGAUCUCCUUCAAAGGGUCUGGGGUUCAAUGGUGUCACCAGAGAGGUACAGACUGCACUGGGUGACACUGUCAGAGGGGUGACACCAAAAUGACUGUCUGUAAAAUUUUUGUGCAGUGUUUCGGCAGAAAUUUAUUAUUUUUUAUAAAAAAAUCCUUGUAGUUAGCUAUAACAACAGAAACAUUUUUUGUAAGCCCAGCUUACAUGUAUUGAUAUACCUCUAAGGCUAAAAAUCUGUUGUUGUCAAGUUGAUUGCAACUCAUAGCGACCCUAUAGGAGAGAGUAGAACUGCCCCAUACAGUUUCCAAAGAGCUGCUGCUGGAUUCAAACUGCCCACCUUUUGGUUAGCAAGCAAGCUCGUGCCACUAGCACUACCUUACAAGGUUAAAACUCUAUGCUAAAUUACUUUUUGAACCUUGUAAUGCAUUCUGAUCAAAGCUGUCAUUAUUACCCAAUUACAACAACACUUCGAAUCACAUGGUUUUGUCUGCACAUGCUACAAGUAGGUGCUGUUGCUGUUGCUUUCUAGUUGCCAGUUUUUUAUGGAAACCCUGGUGGCAUAGUGUUUAAGAGCUAUGGCUGCUAACCAAAAGGUCGACAGUUCAAAUGCACCAGGGGCUCCCUGGUAAACCAUAUGGGGCAGCUCUACUCUGUCCUAUAGGGUUACUAGGAGUCGGAAUCGACUCGAUAUAGGUUUUUUAUAGUUGCUGAUUUUGUCACAGUCUCUGGUGUAGCUACAAUAUUGUGGUAAUUAGCAUUUGUGAGCCUAUAUCAAUAAUUAAUUUGAGAAUGAAGUAGUAAUUAAAGGAAAAAAAGAAAAAUCAAAGGCUUCCGUUCAGUUACUAAUAAUCUUAUAAUUAAUAAUGUUGUAAUUCAGUGUAGGAGAAUUUCACAGAACAAUUUUGUUGUUUGUAUUCAUAUAAUCUAAGAAAUAUUACAUUUAAACAAUUUACAACUGUAUUUAUCACAUUGUUCUAUGAUUAAAUUUGAUAAUACACGUUACUAAAGAUUCUGUUGGUCUAGUAUGGGAGGAGGUCCAUGGGCAGUGGGGAGUGACACCAUGAGUUACCACACUGGGUGACACUAACCCUAGUGAUGCCACUGCUGGGGGUCUCCUCAUAAUCAACAUAGACUGCCCUUGGACUGUAAGACCAUGGUCUGCAGGGAGAUGGUGGGUCAGGCCUGGAGAGUUAAAGCUGCAUACUGUCACUGGCUGCGACCCUGAGAAAGAAUAAUGUUACUGGCUUAUAAGGUAGGGAAUAGGGCCGCUUAUGCUAAAAUUGAGGGCAGCGAUGGCAGCUAAUGAGGAGGCCUGGUAGUGCAAUGGUUAAACACUCAGCUGCUAACCAAAAGGUUGGCGGUUCAAACCCACCCGGUGGCUCCACAGUAGAAAGACUGGUGAUCUGCUUCCAUAAAGAUUACAGCCAAGAAAACCCUAUGGGGCAGUUCUACUCUGUCACACAGGGUUGGUAUAAGUCAAAAUUGACUCAAUGGCACCCAACAGUGGUCAUGUAGGUCACAUUUACACAUGGCAGGCUUCUUAUCAAUUCAUUCAUUCAUUCCACAAGUAUUCAUUGAGUAUCUACCAUGUGCAAUUGCUUUUUUGGUGAAAACUUGGGAAUGGGGUGGGGUAUUUGUUUUUGUUGGGGUUGUAUGAAGAGCAUUCUUAAAUCUGGCUCUUAUUUCCUCUGCAUCCUGAGGUAUGCUUCCCAGAUUUAAUUUGCUUUUUUUUUUUUCUUCCAGUUUUAAAUAUGUCUGCCCACUAGUAAAUACCAAAUACAGACUUUUGAGGAUAUAAUUGUGGCAUUCAGAGUCCCAAAGCUCCUAGGGACAAGGUGUCCUAUGGAGGGGACUCAGGGAAAGGGGGCAGGGCUUGGAGGAGUUAAAGAAACUGAACUGAGCUAUUCCUGGUUUGGGCAGGAAAAAGGAGGCUCCACCAGCCACCCGGGCGAAACAACAGCUGCUCACCUACCUUCCCUCUCUGACCCAAACGGUGUCCCAUUGACACACCUAGAAACGUGGCUUUUCAUCUGGAGUUGGCUUGGCAAAAGUCUGGAGGUGAAACUGAGGGAAACGGAGAGGGUGCCGAAUGCAACAGCAGCAACUAAUUGCAUGCUCUCAAUACUGGCUACCAUUUAAAAAAAAUACGGGGUUAAACAUGCAUUAUCUAAGCCAGUCUGCACAACAACCCUAUGACUUGGACAAUUUUGUUACUCCUGUUUUACAGAAGAGGUAACAGAAGAGCAAGAAUAUUGGGUAACUUGCCAAUGUCACAUGGUUAGUAAGCAGCAGAUCUGAGUUUUGAACCUAGACCUCUGAUUCCAGAGCCUGCGGUCUUAACCACAUACAUGUGUGCUCAUUUUACAGCCAAGGAACGAAGUCCAGAAAGGUGAAAUGACUUGCUCAAGGUCACCCAGCAACCUGAAGCAGAGGUGGUAUUUAAGUGCCCUGUUGAUUGUCUAAAGUGGCGUCUUCUUGCGCAUACCCUCCUUAGAAAAGGUUAAGAAGUGAGGCUGGAGACAAAAUAGCCAACCAGAGAGGGUUUUUUUUGUUUUGUUUUUUCAGAGUUGUUCAACUCUCCUGGCCCUAGCUCAAGUCUAGGGCUCCUAGGAAACUCCCACCCCCACCCCCUGCUGCCUUUCCCAGUCUGUCCUCUGGGCAUAUUAGAGGACUUGGGGCUGUUGCUAUGGUACUAAGGCCAACAGCAGGUUCAUCAAAAGCGAGUCUUUUGCCUUUAAAAAAAAAAAAAAAAAAAAACAGCCUGGCCCAGCAGAAAGGAAUUGGCCACAAAGAUCUGCAUCAGUCAUUGUGGCUUGUUCUGUUUUAGAUCCCCCUGCCUCCCCAUCCCCCCUACUCCGCCCUACCACCACCACUUUCUAUAAAUACAGUUGGAUAAAUAUUGAUUUAAACUGGGUUUCUGGAGGAGAAGCACAUGCUUGCCCUGGCCUGGUCUUCACUUAGAUACCACCAGUAAGUCAGGCCUGACACACCUAACCCAGACAGCUCUGGUUUCCAAAUGACCCGUUUUGGGGAGGUGAGUUGUGGUUUUGUGGCUUUUGAAUUAAGAAAAAAGAAAAUGAAGUAAAAAAGUAACAACCCAACAAGAAGUGGGAAUCUUCUUGCAGAAUGAAGAAAGCAGUCCUCAGCAGGCAGAAGUGGGGGAGGUUUAUAGUAGCCUGGCCUCUGAACCAUUCUCUUCCCUUUUCCCUUCUUUCUCUCCAUUUUGGCUUUUUUUUAAGGAGACAGGUAAUUCAACAGUGUCAGGGCCAGAAGGAGCCCCAGAGGUCACACACAGCAGCCAUCAUCCUUGCUACACAGAUGGGGAAGCUGAGGCCUAGAGAGGGACAGUGGCCUGUCCAAGAUGACACAGCAGAGGGCCUUCUAGACUUUGUUCUCUGCUGCUUGAUGUGAGAAUGGGUCCCAGGCAGAGCCCCAUACUUGGCUUUUGUUUUACAGGUCACUUGGUUAUAAAGUGAGCAAUUCUCAAACCCGGUUUACUGAAUCCCAGGGUGUGUCCAGCUAUUGCAAAGGUCAUUGCAACAUUCUCAAUAGUCUUUCAAAAUGAAGCUAAUUUGAAUUUUCCAUAUUUAGAAAAAUAUUUUCUUUUUACAUUUGGGGGAAAGAAAGCACCAGAAGGCUGUGACAGGGAUGGGAUGGCUGCCCAAGCCUUAACUGAGGAGGAGGAAUUCAAGUCUUCCCAGAGGUGCCCAGAACUACCUUUGGGGUCACUGUGUCAUCCCCUUUUACCUCCACCACAGCCUGACCAUCCCAGCCAUAUUUCUUGACUCCCAGGAUUCCGAGUGCCUUGCAUACAGCUUUCUUUCAUUCAUCCCGCCAGCUGAAAAGUUUAGCUCAAUGCAACAAAUAAUUUUUAAAAUCUGUAGGAGCCAAGGACUGGGCUUGGUGCUUCCAAAGUGAAAUAUGCAUGUGCUCCAGUUUCAGUUCUAUGUUCUACUUCAAAUAAUAGGCAAAUAGAGACCAAUGAGCAAUCCUUGUCUGUCUUCUGGAGUCUGGUAACUUGUCCCCAGGAAGGCAGCUGACAAGUGCAACGUGCUCUCUGUUUCCCCAAAACAAGCCUGUUGCCAUCAAGUUGAUUCUGACUAAUAGUGACACCAUAGGACAGAGUAGAACUGCCCCAUAGGGUUUCCAAGGAGCAUCUGGUGGAUUCGAACUGCUAACCUUUAGGUUAGCAGCCAGAUAUCUUAACCACUAUGCCACCAGGGUUUCCCUGUUUAUUAAGCAUUUACUAUGGGCCAGCAUUGGAAACCCUGGUGGCGUAGUGGUUAAGUACUACGGCUGCUAACCAAGAGGUCAGCAGUUCAAAUCCGCCAGAUGCUCCUUGGAAACUCUAUGGGGCAGACUCUGUCCUAUGGGGUCACUGAGUCGGAAUCAACUCGACGGCAGUGGGUUUGGCUCUUAGUUUUCUGGAUGGGCCAGCACAGUGCUAAGUGCUUUACAUAGCUUUGCUCAUUAAAUCCUCACAGUCUUCCAACAGGAAGUCCCUGAAUCCCUGAGUAGUGCAACUGGUUAAUGCGCUCCACUGGUAACCAAAGCGCUGGAGUCCCGGUCUACCCAGAAGUGUCUCAGAAGAAAGGCCUAGCAAUCUGCUUCCAAAAAAUGAGCCAUUGAAAACCCUGUGGAACACACUUCUACUCUGACACACGUGCACACUGGAUCCCUAUGAGUCAGGAUGGAUUCAAGAGCAACUGGCCUUAAAACUAUUCUCAUUUCAUAGAUGAGAAAAGUGGAAUAUCAGCAAGGCUGACUAACUUUUCCAAGGCUGCAUGCUAACAACUGUGGAGCUGAGACUCACCGGGAGAUCCUAGGGCUCUGGGAGAAGCUUCAGGGAACAAGAAGUUAGCAAGAGGCAAGAAAGAGAAUCUGGAAUGUUUAAAGUCCAGGCCAAGGGUCCUCACUUUCUUCCCACUCAUCCUGAGGCAGAAAGGGAGGUGACCAAAACCUUCCUGGGCUCUUUGAGUAUUGACACUGAAGCCAACUUAGGCCCCUUUCUCUGGAGGGCAGUGGUCUGGAGUGUUGAUGCUUGUGCCUGUGGUACCACCCAGCCCAGCACCUUCAAGGGAACUCACCCAACCAGUAUGGCUCUUCCCACCAGGGUAUCAAGGUGUGAAUCCACGCCCUGUCAGGCUGUACUAGGCUUCCUGAAGGCGCCCAAGCUUGUCGGGCAACUGGGCUGGCCCAUGCUGGAAGCCAAGGGCUUGUGCCAGAGGAGCCAGAGAAGAGAGGCAAGCAUAAGCCACAGAGAUGAGCUUUAGACCCUGGCUGCCACUGUGACAGUGUGGGCCAGCUGGUCCUGGUAGAAGGCAUGGGUCCAACCUCUUUCUCUUCCUGAUUGAGAUCUAGGAAACAAGAGUGAUCUUAAAUAUAACUGAGUUCAUGUCACUCCCUUGUUUGAUGCCCUCCCAUAGUUUCUUUCCUGUCUCCUUAGAAUGAAAUCUAAACUCCUUGCCAUGGCCUUCACCCUUGCUGCUUAGAGUGUGGUCUCUGGAUGAGCAUCUUUGGCAUUCUUUGAGAGCUAGGCAGAAAUGCAGACUUCCAGGACCCACCCAGUCCUCCUGAAUCAGAUUCUGCAUUUUAUCACAAUUCCCAGGUGUUGUAUGUGCCCAUUAAAGUUUGAGAAGCUGGCCUAGACAACUUUGGGACCUUUCCUAGUCACCCCUUUUACCUAAAGCUACUCCCCCCUUUGUUAUUUAUUCUUUAUCCUACUUAUCACAGUUUGUAAUUAUUUUACUCAUUUAUUCUCAGUCUGUUGGCCUAGAAUAAGGAACCCUGGUGACACAGUGGCUAAGUGCCUGGCUGCCAACUGACAGGUCAGCGGUUCGAACCCACUCACUAUUCCAUGGGAGAAAGAUGUGGCUGUCUGCUUCCAUAAAGAUUACAGCCUUGGAAACCCUGUGGGGCAGUUCUACUCUGUCCUAUAGGGUCGCCAUGAGUUGGAAUAGACUUGACGGCAAUGGGUUACAUAUUUAUCUAUUUAUUUAUUUUUUGGACUAGAAUAUAAGCACCUCGAAUAUAGGGACUGUAAGUAGUUUUGUUCAUUAUUCUAUAUUCACUAGCUAGCAUAGGGUCUAAAGCACAUAAUAGAUACUUAGGAAUAUUUGUUGAAUGAACUGAGUUCUCUGCCUUUAACCUUCUAGCCUAGUGUUUUUCAACCAGGGAGCUAUAGGUGGGACAGUUCUUCCUUAUGUGGGUUAUUCCCGAAUGCUGCAGGAUUUUGACAUCCUUGCUUUCCACUUAAUAAAUGCUAGUUGAGCCCUCCUAGUCAUUGUGACACUCAAAAAGACUCUCCUACAAAUUUUGUUUUGCCUUGUCGUAUUGAACAUACCAUGAUGUAUGCUGUGGGCUUAGAGUCAGAAAAUCCAGGUUUGAGUCCGUUAACUACCUGUGUGACCUUGGGCAAAUUACUUAACCUUUCUGGGCCUCAUCUGUAAAACGGGAGUCUCAGAGGUGUGCUGAGGGUUAAAUGAACUGACUGUUCUCGAAGCACUGUACAUAUAGUUCACUAUCAUUAAACAACAGCUAGGCAAAUGGAGAUAUAUUAUUCUGGGAUCACUGGAGAAUCCCAGAAUCAGAAUGCUGAAGCUGAAAGAGAUAGUGAGAUCAUCAGAGUCCUCAGACAGGCAAGAGCCUGGCUGUGUUUUUGUUUUCUUUUGUUUUUUUUUUUUGAAUAAAUGCUGGACCUGAGGCUAAGGCAGCAAGGGCUGGAUGUGUGAUUUAGUGUCCAGGGCCUGGCUGGGUCUAAGAGUGACCUCCACAAGUCCUGUUGCCUGGAGGGGGGUGGUAAUGCCAAGGGUGGCAGGGCAACUUGAGGCCAGCUCCUGGCAAGGAAGAGAGAGGGUUACCCAAGGCUGCAGCAAGAACGUGGAGCAUCCUCUUAGCAGAAGGGGAAAGCCUCAGAUAGUUUUUUUUUUUUUUUUCCCUUAAAGGUUUGAAAAUCAAAACCAUAUAACUUUGAAAGGACUAUUGCAAUACCAAAACCUGAUAGAUGCAACAAAAAAAGAAAGCUGUAGUUUAUUCUCGCUUUUGAAUAGCAAUGCAAAAAAUUCUGAACAAUAUAUUAACUCAUGAAAUCGAGCAGUGCAUCAAACGAGUAACAUACCACGAUGACCAGGUUGUAUGCCAAAGAUGGCGGAAAGUCAAGGAAUCUAUCCGUUUAAAUGAUUACAACCACAGAUUAAAGCAUCAAAUGAUGAAAUGUCAUUUGGAAAAAAGCAUUCAGGAGGCACUCUUAAUGAAGGAAAACUGCUUAGAUACAACAAAGAUUAUUUACCUAUGGUGGUCUUUUAAUGGAAAAUGUUGUGGUGAAGUUGGUCCUAGGGCUCAUGGUCAUCGUUGGCAAAGGAGUUGAUUCUGAGAACAGCCUUUCCUUAGAAAAAAUGAACCCUGAACAGAAAACAAAAGCAGGCAUCGGAUCCCUUUGGAAUGUAACUUGAUCUGUAAGGAUGGGGCCCCACAGGUUAAAAGAUCAGAAAACUUGCUCCACUUUAAUAUUUUUGUUUUUAAUGAAUCAUCCAGAAAAAGAAUUAUAGAGUCUGAAGGCCUGAGCUCUAACCCUUGCUUUACCAUUUAGACAGAUAGCUGUGUGGCCUUGGGCAAGUUAACAUACUUCUCUGAGCUUCAGUUUUCUCAUCUGAAAAAUGGGAAGUGGGGUGAGGGAUCAGCUUCAUGAUAUAAAUGUCCGUGAAACAAACCAUGUCAUGUUAUCUGGAGGAGCAUUUAUUUGGGAUGGCCCUAACAAAAUGCAAAUAGCUUAUCACAUGCCCCCUAAUAUCCCCCCCAGUAGGGUGCUCUAGAAUAAGCAAGCCACUUAGCCAUACGUAAUAAUUGAGUCCUGCAAUGCAGAUUUCUUCAUAGAUCCAAGUUCAUGCAAAAAAGAAGAAAAAGGACACCUGAGAGAUUAACACAUCCAUUACAAUCACUGAAAUAUGCUACCAUAAUAAGGAUCAUUUAAUAAAACGUAAGAAGCCCUUUUCUAAAGGGGAAGAGAGAGGCCAGGAUAGAAGUCAAGUGCAGCUAUUUGAGCCUCUGCCAGGGGCCUGAUCUCACCAGAAAACUGAAGUUAAACAACAACAAAGUUCAAGAUUCAUCGAUCUCAGAUUCAUAUUGCCUCCCCUGUUCUAACCCCCCCAUCCUACCCCCUGUCCCCCAUGUCCUUUACUUUCCCUUUCUCCUUUCUCCCCGGCUCGGGCACCUGGGUUGCUUGGUGUGUUUCCGUAUGGUUGAGCUGUCAGCCGGCAGCCCUGGCGACCGGAGCCCUGGGAGGCGGCAGCUACCUCUCGGGUUUAGCAUUACGUCAUCCCUUCUAGACCCAAAUUUAUCUCGGGUGCACCCGCAGCUCUGAGCCGCCGCUGGCUUGAGAGCUUACGCAUGAAGUUGGACAAGGCUGACUCACCGAACGGAGGGAAAGCUUUGCUGCUGCUCUUUACGUUUCUGGGCUCUGGGGGGAGAGGUGGAGAGGAGGUUGCGGUUGCAAUUUGGGGGUGGGGGAUGGAAGAUGUAUAACUGUUCUGGUUCUCAUUUAGGAACUCGGAGCUCGCCUUCCCCAGACUCCAACCUUGUUUAUUUAAAACCCCUCAUGCUCAAAAACAAUUGCAGAAAACAGUGCCCUGCACAGUUAGCACUUUGCAGCUUCAUCGAAGUUCGCCUAGCACCAGGUGGCAUCAACACAGUGACGGUGGACUUGUAAUUUAACCUCAUGGUCCCUUCCUGUCUCCUACCUGCAGAAAAGGUAUAACACAGACUGGCCUCCAUUGCUCAUGAAUCUGCAAUAAGUCACUUGGAAAUUUGCAUUUAGUAAACUGAGCCAAGAAGGGACCCCUAGAGUUGAGACCUUUGCCAGCUUCCUCCAGAAGGCAGAUUGUCCCCAACUGCACUGUGCUUGUUAGAGGCUUGUUGGGGGACUUCUGGGAGAUUUUUUUUCCAUCUUCAAUUGAGACUUUUGUUAGUAGACUUUGGAAGGCUUGCUUUUCCUCAGUUUUCCCGUCUGCAGUUGUAACGCAGACUGAAUUCAUCUGAGCAGAAGGAAGGCCAUGGCUUCUUCCAGGUUGGGACUGAUGCUGAGGGAUGGUUUAUGGGUGGCAUUACUCUCUAGAGGAUAGAUCCUUAAGCUUUGUGCUGUAGCCUGUGUCCAAGUAGCGACUCUGGGAGGCUCAAGUAGGGAAAAGGAGGUGGCUGCUAGAAAAGGUUGGCGAUUUUUGUGCAUAACCCAGCCCUUAGCACCUCUCCUCUUCUUCACACAUACCCAGGUGGCCUUUGGGUGACUCUCACCCUACUUUUUUUCCCUUCCUCUCACUCUUUGCCAUGGCUCUAGUAAUUCACAACGAGGUCAACUGUGAAAAGCCAGACACACACUCCAAGUGCCCCAAGCAUUUUUUUUUUUUUUUCUUUUUACUGUUGCCAUCUGUCCAUUCUGAUUUAUGGCGACCCCAUGUGUGUCAGAAUGGAACUGUUCCCUAUAGGCUUUCAAUGGCUGAUUUUUUGGAAGUAAGUUACCAGGACUUUCUUUCCAGGCACCUCUGGGUAGACUCAAAUUUAUAAUGUUUCAGUUAGUAGCCAAGCACUUAACUGUCUGUACCACCAGGGACUCAGCCCUAAGCAUCUAGUUUUCUCUUAAUAACCUGCUAGUGCUCUGUGACCUAUGGAUUUAAACGCGUCUUGAAUCCACGUAUAUUUUUAGUUUGGAUUACUUUUCUUGCUUGUACAUCAUAUGGGUUUGUCUCCCAUAGGUAAAGUAGACUUUCUUUUAUUUGUCAUAAAACUGCUCCUUUUAAGUUCCUGGGGUAGCCCUGGUGACACAGUGGGUAAAAGGCUCAGCUGCUAACCGAAAGGUCAGUGGCUCGAACCCACCAGAUGCUCUAAGGGAGAAAGAUGUGGCAGUCUGCUUCUAUAAAGAUUUGCAGCCUUGGAAACCUCAUGGGGCAGUUCUACUGUGUCCUACACGGUUGCUAUGAGUCAAAAUUGACUUGGUGGCAGUGGGUUUGGUUUUUUGUUUGGGGUAGCCCUUGGCAAUUUGGGAUCUAAAGCUUAAAGAGGUCCUGCAACUGGUGAAAACCUUCAUCCUACAAAUUUCUACCUUCAACUAAGAAAUAUUCUGAGUGGGUAGAUAUUUUCUGUUAGAUAACUUUGUCUCUUCCCUAUAUAACAUGUCCCUUGUUGAGGGUGGAAAGUGCUUGUUACACCUAACGGGGAAGCCUAGAUCUGACCUAACCUAGCCAACAGCUGAAAAAGCACAGCCUCAGUUUCAAAGCCUGUACAAAAAAAUUAAUUCUCCUGUGGUUUGCAAACACCUCUCAUUUUGGGUCUCCCUGCAUUUGAUGGAAUAUCUCUUUGGUUCUUAAAUGUCGUGCCAAGUACAAUAUUUAAAAGGGCUGGCAGGAUUUUGCAACUUGUGACCACAUUAGAGAUCAUGUUCGCUCUGGAAAUAAAAAGAGAAGUACGCGAGGAGAGGAUGUUAAAAUGCAGCAUGAAGUUCAUGACAUUUUUGAGAGGUAAUAUUUCUAUCCUAAGAUGGUAUUUUCUGCAGUAGCCAUUGGAAUGACCACAGGGAAGGGGACAUUCUCCCCUCAUCAGGAGCUUCCUGCUAUUUUGGAUGUCUACAAGCAGGUUAAAAUAAUCAGGGUGGGGAAAAGUUAUGGAUAUGUUUACACAAUUCCCAGCUUUCUCCUAGAACAUUCAGUAGUUAUGACCCUCUUGCCCUUUCCUCUCCCUAGAUCAGUGGUUCUCAACCAGAGGUGAUUUGUCCCUCAGGAGACAUUUGACAAUAUCUGGAGACAUUGGAGACAUAUCUGGUUGUCACGCCUGGCGGGGGGCGGGGGGCGGGUAGAGUGCUACUGGCAUCUGUCGGGUAGAGACCAGGGAUGCUGCUAAACAUCCUACAACGCACAGGUCAGCCUCCUACAGUAAAAAAUGAUCUGGCCCAAAUUGUCAAUAAUGUCAAGGUUAAGAAAUGCUGAUCUAGGACUUGUUAUACUGAGGGCAUGAAAAGAGAGUGGUGGUGAGAGCAGCUUGGGGCAGUUUUUUAAUGUGGGCCCCACUCUUUUCAGCCACGGCUUUCAGUUAUCCUUCCAUGGAGGAGAGCAUGAGCAGAAACAAUCAUCAAUGUGUUGUUGUCGGUUGCCAUUAAGACAGCUCCAACUCAUGGUCACCUCAUGUAUCACAAAAUGAAAUGUUACACAGUUCUUUAUCAUCUCCAUGAUCAUUGAGUCCAUUUUUGAGGCUAUUGUGUCAGUCCCUCUCACUGAGGGUUUACCUCGUUUUCGCUGACUCUCUGCCAAACAUGAUGUCCUUUUCUAGCGAUUGGUUUUUCCUAAUGACAUGUCCAAAGUAAAUGAGGUAGUCUCGCCAUCCAUGCUUCUAAGGUGCAUUCUGGUUGUAUUCCUUCUGAGAUUGAUUUGUUUGUUCUUCUGGCAACACAUGGUAUAUUUGAUAUUCUUCACCAACACCAUAGUUCAAAUGCAUCAGUUCUUCUCUCUUUUUUCCUUGUCCAGCUUUCUCAUAAAAAAAGCUUCUGCUUAUUUAGAGUGCCUAGUGUGUACUGAAUACUGGAAUUAUUUCAUUUAAUCUUCACAAUAAACCCUACUGACUAUAUGCUUCUUGAGACCAGGACCUGUGUCUGUUUCUUUCAUUACUGUAUACCUUAUGUCUAGUACAGUGUCUGGCACAUGGCAGGCCCUCAAUGUCUUCGAUAAAUGGAGUAAUUAUAUACAUUUUAUACAUGAGGAAAAUGAGGCUUAAGAAUUGACACAGCACAUGGUGAAUAUAAUUAAUGUCACAGAACCAUACAUAUGAAGAGUGUUCAAAUGGAACAUGUUUUGUUACAUAUAUACUAACCACAAGAAAAAAAGAAAAAACUACACAGCUAGCAUAAAUAGCAGAGUCAGGAUGUGAACUGAGUUCUUUGUAACUCCAGCAUUCACUCACUUACCCACUGAAUUAUGUCCUUCACUUACAGCACCAGAGAGAUUUUCUGGCCUCUAAAAAUACUUUUUUUUUUAAAUACUAGUGAGGUGCUGAGGGAACGGAAAGAAGUUUUAAACAAUAAAUUAAAAAAACUACCUAUUAAAAAAAAAUUAAUAUAUAUAUAUAUUUUUUAUGUGGAAGGAAACCCAGGAUGGUGCAAAUGGUUAAUGCUCUGGGCUGCUAACUGAAAGGUUGGAGGUUUGAGUCUGUCUAGAGGCACCUUGAAAGGAAGGCCUGGCAAUCUACUUCUGAAAAUUCAGCCAUUGAAAACCCUGUGGAGCACAGUUCUGAGACACGUGGAAUAGCCAUGAGUCGGGAUCAACUCAAUGGAAACUUUUUUUUUGUUGUUAAUGUGGAAAUUGAUAUGGAUGAAGGGCAUCAGGGAAGCGCUCACACUAGAUAAAUCAUUCCUUGUUUUUGAACAGUGAUUUUGGCUUUUCAAAGUGUUUCUGUGUGUGCUGUCCGUACAGGGGUUAUUGUCUCCAUUUUGCAGGUGAGGAGACUGAGGCACAGAAGUUACAAGAGAAAGUAAAGGUAGAGGACUGCAACAUGACACUUCAGAUAAGGAAUGCGCCAGCUCCUGGCCACCCUGAGGGGUGGGGGGGCGGUCCGCUGAGAAAAGGGAUUCCUCGGGAGUGAACUCACAGCUCCCUCAAACCCUCCUCUCCCAGAAGAAAAGCCUGGCAGGCAGCUUCUUUAGUCUUUCCACCCUGGAAAGAGCGAAGUAAGCCGAGCGGGACUACAUUUCCCAGCGGGCAUUGAGGAAUCCCUGCAGGACGCAGGCGUACUGAGGCGGCAUGCGUACUACGAUUCCCAACGUGCAGUGGGCGG